AUGAGGAAGAUCCAAGAAGACAUGUUGAAUGCUCAGAAAGAAAUGUUUGUUAAGUUUGCAAGUCUACUAGAAGGAAUAAAUCUUGAAUAUGAAAAAAACCUUGUGCCCAGAACUAUAACCGAUGUACCACUUUACCCCCUAGGGUUCACCCCAGUGCAAUCUCAGAAUGUUGAAGAAACGCCUAUUCAUACUGAAAAAGUACACAUCAAUCCAGUCGGUGCCUCUGUGAAUUUGUAUACUGGAUCUAGUUCACAUCCUGAAGAAGAUCAAUAUCCCCAAGUUCCUGAUCUUGAUGAAGAAGCUAGGAAAGAACAAAACAAGAAGUUGGAGGAAAAAUGGAAAAAAUUGAGUCUAGUUCCUGAUUUGGUUUUGCCCCCGAAGUUUAAGAUUCUUGAUUUUGAGAAAUUUAACGGUACUAGGUGUCCCUCUUCUCAUAUUACAAUGUUUUGUAGAAAGAUGACUGGAUACAUAGGAGAUGAUCAGUAUUGCUUCCAGGAAAUCUUAACAGGUUCAGCAAUCCAAUGGUAUAAUCAACUGAGUAGAGCUAAUAUUAGGUCAUGGAAAUACCUGGCUGAAUCCUUUUUUAAGCAGUAUAAACAUGUGAAGAAUGUUAGACCUAAUAGAAUGAUGUUACAAGGAAUGGAAAAGAAGUCUAAUGAGAGUUUUAGACAAUACGCUCAAAGAUAG
Messenger RNA from Hibiscus syriacus, 687 nucleotides. RefSeq lists its product as uncharacterized. The coding region runs from base 1 to 687 and encodes 228 amino acids. The transcript is spliced from 2 exons. The record is from RefSeq and is a predicted model, not a curated record. Lineage: Eukaryota; Viridiplantae; Streptophyta; Magnoliopsida; Malvales; Malvaceae.